GAAUAACAUUGCCCACCAGUUCUCAGCAGAUACAUAGUCCUCUUCUCUUUUCCAUUCUGAGAAGCGCCCCCAUUUGAGGAACUCAGUACGCGUCGUUGCGCUGCGCCCCUUUCAAGCUCUCCCUACGUCAUUUGCUGGCGCCCCUGUCCCCACGCGUAUUUUCCAACGUGACAUUCAUCGCGCUUUCACCGUCGUGACUCGUACCUCGCAACGUAGAUAGCACGGCACAAAGAGACUCCGCGAUGGACGCACACGACACGAAGCCACAAAAGGAGACGGACAGAAAAGAACGCACAGGUCACGAGGAAGACGAAGUCAUCGAGGUGGCCCUCACACCAGAGCAAGAAGCUGCCGCCCUCGAAGAAUCAAACACAUUGAAAUCAGAAGCGACAACCCUCUUCACAGCUUCCAGUUUUCAGGACGCUCUAAACACAUACCUCUCCGCCCUCGCACCGCUACCCAAGAAGACACGCUUUCCCCGUGCAGUCCUAUACUCCAACAUAGCCGCAUGCAAUCUCAAACUAGAAGAAUGGAAAGACGCCAUAAGGAGUGCCUCCAAUGCUCUCGAUGAGCUCAAAGAAUUUGAAGUCAGCUUGGAGCAGGAGAGAAAGGCAAAGUCACAGGAAGAAGACGAAGCAGAUGAGGAGAUUGUGAGCUCGGGUGCUGAGACGGCGGCGCCCAUCCAGGACGCUGUCGAGAGGGACAUUCUCCGGAUACGCAUCAAGAGUCUGCUCCGCCGCGCGAGGGCGUACUACAACACCGAUCCGCCGACGUGGCACUCACUGUCGUCCGCGCAGUCGGACUACAACACGCUCCUCACGCUGCCGACCACCUUUCUCACGCCGUCGGAUCUGCGCACGGUCAAGACGCAGCUGCGCGACCUCGAGCCCCGCAUCAAGGUGGCGCAGGAACAGGAGAUGGGUGAGAUGUGGGGAAAACUCAAGGAGUUGGGCAAUGGCAUUCUGAGGCCCUUUGGCAUGAGCACGGAGAACUUCAAGAUGGUCAAGGACGAGAAGACGGGUGGGUACAGCAUGAAUUUCCAGCAGAACCAGUGAUGGAUGCCAUGGCCCAGAGGGAGAUCAAACAGCUAUAGAUUUGUACAAACCUGUACUGGGCGCGCGUCCGUGUUGCGGCUCGAGUGAGAGUCGCGACUCGCGACAUGAGGCGCCCAUAGAACACUGUCACGUGACCGAUCUAGCUCCAUCAUCACGUUCCCAUACAGCGCUCUCAUCUUGCUCAUUUUCAACAAACA
Emericellopsis atlantica is the source of this 1252-nucleotide messenger RNA. RefSeq lists its product as uncharacterized. The coding region runs from base 243 to 1055 and encodes 270 amino acids. The transcript is spliced from 2 exons. The record is from RefSeq and is a predicted model, not a curated record. NCBI's taxonomy places the organism in Eukaryota, Fungi, Ascomycota, Sordariomycetes, Hypocreales, Bionectriaceae. Gene Ontology annotation, molecular function: protein binding.